AUGUCCAUCACCUCGCCCUCCGCCUCUGCAAAGAAGGCCAUCCACAAGAUAGACAUCGCCCAGGUCUCGCUGAAUCUCCAGGACCGGCUGGGACUCGCCAAAGUCCGCUACGAGCGCCUUCACGGCCUCCGCAGAGACAGCGACUCAGACACGGACAGCCGCCCCCAGAGCCAGCAGCAGCAGCAGCAGCAACACCUCUACGGCCAGCACAAUGGAUUCCCCAGCGAGACAGGCUCUGACUGCUCCUCGACGGACUCGGCAGACGCCCGCUACUCGACGCCCUUCACCUCCUCGCCCGUCCGCACCCCGAUGCUGAGCAGGGAGCUGCCCCGGUCCGCCCGCAGCAGACACGCUGCCACCUUCGACAUCAAGACGAUGCAGUGCAUGACCUCGGGCGGCAGCUCGCGCAAGAGACGGCGCUGUGAUCCGGCCAUUGCACUCGCCGCCGCAGCAACAGCAGCAGCAGCAGCAGAGAGAGUAGACUCGGGACGCCGCCGCCAGAUGCCACGGCUCUCCUUCAACGGCAGCAGUGCCGCAGCUGCGCCGCACUCCUCCCCCCUGGCCAGACGGCAGCACCAGCGACGGACCUACCAGACCAUGCCCUCCUUCGUCUCCGAGACCGACACCAUCCCGGAUCCCGACAUCGACAGCGCCGACAUCGAUCCACAGCUGGCAUCCCGGCGUCAUCACCAUCACCAUCACGAAGAAGACCACCACCAGCCAUGCACACCUCCUCCUCGACGCAGCCGCUUCUCCGACGACGACGCUGCAGCUUCAGGCUCCGGCGCUGACCUGCUCCUCUACCUCGCCAACUCGCCCACUCCAGCAACCAUCAACGGCAAGCCUGCCACUGCAACUACUACUACUACUACUACAACGACUACUACGACUACCACGACUGCCGGCGGCAACGACUUCCUCCCCUCGACGCCGCCGACCCAGCACGCCGCUCCCUACCAGCUGCUCUCCACGCCCACACCUUCCCAGCCCUUCAACUUUGCAGACUUUGUCAACGUCACUCCCAGCCCGGCCCAGCGAGGGUGGUCCGCCUCCAACGGCACUUCUCGCACUCCGCUCACCACCGCCGCCGCCGCUGCUGCUGCCUCUGCCUCUGCCUCUGCCUCUGCCUCUGCGUCCGGGGGAGCUGUCUCGCGCACUCCUCGCACUCCUCGCACCACCAAGGAUGUCCGCAAGAGACUCAACUUUGACGCCCUCGCGCCCCCCAGCCCCGUCAGAGGCUCGGCCAAGCGUCACAGCACUUCUACCACUGCUGCUGCUGCUGCUGUGUCUACUAAUUCUAGUGCCGCCGGCCUGGCACUCCAGCUCGGCGAGGAGUUGCCCAUAUAGUCUUUUCUCUUUCCUUCUCUUACGUCCUUUCGUUCGAUCUACUUUGUGAUGCAGAUACGUGAACCAGAUACACUCGGCGGUCUUGUUUGUCAGGUUAUUAUUUCUUCCCUGUCUUGCUGUACAACACCUUUCCACCCUUUGCGCUUCUCCAUCUUCCUCUCUGCCAUCUACUUAAUAUCCCUAUCGCCUUAUCUUCCUUCUCUUCUUCCCCCGACUGUACGGUUCCCUUGAUCUACCACGUCCGUCACUCUGUCUCGAGUACUCUGCCCAGCCUGUAUGUAUGUAGCCUGUAGCCUGUAGCCUGUAGCCUGUAGCC
This is a messenger RNA of Trichophyton rubrum CBS 118892, 1663 nucleotides long. RefSeq lists its product as uncharacterized. Bases 1 to 1347 code for a protein of 448 amino acids. The transcript is spliced from 2 exons. The record is from RefSeq and is a predicted model, not a curated record. Lineage: Eukaryota; Fungi; Ascomycota; Eurotiomycetes; Onygenales; Arthrodermataceae.